Molecule: messenger RNA, 10209 nt
Organism: Prionailurus viverrinus (fishing cat)
Lineage: Eukaryota; Metazoa; Chordata; Mammalia; Carnivora; Felidae
Gene: KIF1B
Product: kinesin family member 1B
Exons: 47
Coding region: 387-5792 (1801 amino acids)
Biological process (GO): microtubule-based movement
Molecular function (GO): ATP binding; microtubule motor activity; microtubule binding
Source: RefSeq, a predicted model, not a curated record
GGUCAGUCAGACGGCGGCAGCCCUGGGAGGCGCCAGCGCGAGUCCGAGCCGCUCCCCGUCCGCUGCAGCCGCCACCGCCGGCUCCGUCGCCGCCGCGCCCCGGCGUCCCGUGUCCUCGCCCUCCCCGCGCCGCGGCCCUCGAUGCGGCGCCGGGCCGCUGCGUGAUGGGGCUGCGGAGCGGUGCCCUGCGGCUCGCGGCGGCCGCUGCUCGCGCUGAGGCGCUUCGGUGCCGGGCCCCCCGCGCCCCCGCGCGCCGUGUCGCCUGCUGACCCGGCCCGCCCGUCCGCCCGUCGGUCCGUAGCGCGGCUGAGGAAACUUGCACAUAACUUCAAAAGAAGAUUUGAUACUUUAUUUCUGGACUGCAUAUAUACAACAAGACCAUCAGAAUGUCGGGAGCCUCAGUGAAGGUGGCUGUGCGGGUUCGGCCCUUCAAUUCUCGAGAGACCAGCAAAGAGUCCAAGUGCAUCAUUCAGAUGCAAGGCAACUCGACCAGUAUUAUUAACCCAAAGAACCCAAAGGAAGCUCCAAAGUCCUUCAGUUUCGACUACUCCUACUGGUCGCACACCUCGCCUGAAGAUCCCUGUUUUGCAUCUCAAAACCGUGUGUACAAUGACAUUGGAAAGGAAAUGCUCUUACAUGCCUUUGAGGGCUAUAACGUCUGUAUUUUUGCCUACGGGCAGACUGGUGCUGGGAAAUCUUAUACAAUGAUGGGUAAACAAGAAGAAAGCCAGGCUGGCAUCAUUCCACAGUUGUGUGAAGAACUGUUCGAGAAAAUCAAUGACAACUGUAAUGAAGAAAUGUCUUACUCUGUAGAGGUGAGCUACAUGGAAAUUUACUGUGAAAGAGUACGAGACCUGCUGAAUCCAAAAAACAAGGGUCAUUUGCGUGUGCGUGAACAUCCGCUUCUUGGCCCAUAUGUGGAGGAUCUGUCCAAGCUGGCAGUCACUUCCUACACAGACAUUGCUGACCUCAUGGAUGCUGGGAACAAAGCCAGGACAGUGGCAGCUACCAACAUGAAUGAAACAAGUAGCCGUUCCCAUGCUGUGUUUACCAUUGUUUUCACCCAGAAGAAACAUGAUACUGAGACCAACCUUUCCACUGAGAAGGUCAGUAAAAUCAGCUUGGUGGAUCUAGCAGGAAGUGAACGAGCUGAUUCCACUGGUGCCAAAGGGACUCGAUUAAAGGAAGGAGCAAAUAUUAAUAAGUCUCUUACAACUCUGGGCAAAGUCAUUUCAGCCUUGGCAGAGGUGAGUAAGAAGAAAAAGAAAACUGAUUUUAUUCCCUACAGGGAUUCUGUACUUACUUGGCUCCUUCGGGAAAAUCUAGGUGGUAAUUCUCGGACUGCAAUGGUUGCUGCUCUGAGCCCAGCAGAUAUCAACUAUGAUGAAACUUUGAGCACUUUGAGAUACGCAGAUCGUGCAAAGCAAAUUAAAUGCAAUGCCGUUAUCAACGAGGACCCCAAUGCCAAACUGGUUCGUGAAUUGAAGGAGGAGGUGACGCGGCUGAAGGACCUUCUUCGUGCUCAGGGACUGGGAGAUAUUAUCGAUACGUCCAUGGGGUCUCUUACUUCAUCUCCAUCUUCCUGCUCACUCAGUAGUCAGGUGGGCUUAACAUCUGUGACCAGUAUUCAGGAGAGGAUCAUGUCUACACCUGGAGGAGAGGAAGCCAUUGAACGCCUAAAGGAAUCGGAGAAGAUCAUUGCUGAGCUGAAUGAAACCUGGGAAGAGAAGCUGCGUAAAACAGAGGCCAUCAGAAUGGAGAGAGAGGCCUUGUUGGCUGAGAUGGGAGUUGCCAUUCGAGAAGACGGAGGAACCCUGGGAGUUUUCUCACCGAAGAAGACCCCACAUCUGGUUAACCUCAAUGAAGACCCACUCAUGUCCGAGUGCCUGCUUUAUUACAUCAAAGAUGGAAUUACCAGGGUUGGCCAAGCAGAUGCUGAGCGGCGCCAGGACAUCGUGCUGAGUGGGGCUCACAUUAAAGAAGAACAUUGUAUCUUCCGGAGCGAGAGAAACAACAGUGGGGACGUUAUCGUGACCCUAGAGCCCUGUGAACGCUCAGAGACCUAUGUAAAUGGCAAGAGGGUGGCCCAGCCCGUUCAGCUGCGCUCAGGAAACCGUAUCAUCAUGGGUAAAAAUCACGUGUUUCGUUUCAACCACCCGGAGCAAGCACGGGCAGAGCGAGAGAAGACUCCUUCUGCGGAGACCCCCUCUGAGCCUGUGGACUGGACGUUUGCCCAGAGAGAACUUCUGGAAAAACAAGGGAUUGAUAUGAAGCAGGAGAUGGAGAAAAGGCUGCAGGAGAUGGAGAUCCUGUACAAAAAGGAGAAAGAAGAAGCAGAUCUUCUUUUGGAGCAGCAGAGACUGGACUAUGAGAGUAAGUUGCAGGCCUUGCAGAAGCAAGUUGAGACCCGCUCCCUCGCUGCCGAGACGACGGAAGAAGAGGAAGAGGAGGAAGAAGUCCCUUGGACACAACAUGAAUUUGAGCUGGCCCAGUGGGCCUUCCGGAAAUGGAAGUCUCACCAGUUUACUUCAUUAAGGGACUUACUCUGGGGCAAUGCUGUUUACCUGAAGGAGGCCAACGCCAUCAGUGUGGAACUGAAGAAGAAGGUGCAGUUCCAGUUCGUUCUGCUGACCGACACCUUGUACUCCCCUCUGCCUCCGGAGUUACUUCCCACUGAGGUGGAAAAAACUCACGACGACAGGCCUUUCCCGCGGACGGUGGUGGCGGUAGAAGUGCAGGAUCUGAAGAAUGGAGCGACACAUUAUUGGUCUUUGGAGAAACUCAAGCAGAGGCUGGAUUUGAUGCGAGAGAUGUAUGACAGAGCAGGUGAGGUGGCCUCUGGUGCCCAGGAUGAAAGCGAAGCCACCGUGACUGGCAGCGAUCCAUUUUAUGAUCGAUUCCAUUGGUUCAAAUUGGUAGGAAGUGGGUUCUGUCCUUUUGGCACCUGUAGCUUCCUGUUUAACCAGCUGUUCCUCUCUCCUUGGCUGUGUCCGUCGGCGUCUUCCCUGGUGCCUAGCUCCCCCAUUUUCCACGGCUGUGUGAACGAGCGCCUUGCGGACCGCACACCCUCCCCCACUUUUUCCACGGCCGACUCCGACGUCACUGAGCUGGCUGACGAGCAGCAAGACGACAUGGAGGAUUUUGAGGAUGAGGCGCUCGUGGACGACACCGGCUCUGACGCAGGGACGGAGGAGGGAUCAGAGCUCUUCAGUGACGGGCAUGACCCGUUUUACGACCGAUCCCCAUGGUUCAUUUUAGUGGGAAGGGCAUUUGUUUACCUGAGCAACCUGCUGUAUCCUGUGCCCCUGAUUCACAGGGUGGCCAUUGUCAGUGAGAAGGGUGAAGUGCGGGGAUUUCUGCGUGUGGCUGUGCAGGCCAUUGCAGCGGAUGAGGAAGCUCCUGAUUAUGGCUCCGGAAUUCGACAAUCAGGAACGGCUAAAAUAUCUUUUGAUAACGAGUACUUUAAUCAGAAUGACUUUUCUUCCGUGGCAAUGACUCGUUCUGGUCUGUCUCUGGAGGAACUGAGGAUUGUGGAAGGGCAGGGUCAGAGUUCUGAGGUCAUCACUCCUCCAGAAGAAAUCAAUCGAAUGAGUGACUUGGAUUUGAAGUCAAGCACUUUGCUGGAUGGUAAGAUGGUCAUGGAAGGGUUUUCUGAAGAGAUUGGCAACCACCUGAAACUGGGCAGCGCCUUCACUUUCCGCGUGACAGUGCUACAGGCCAGUGGGAUCCUUCCGGAGUACGCAGACAUCUUCUGUCAGUUCAACUUUUUGCAUCGCCAUGAUGAAGCGUUCUCCACCGAACCCCUCAAAAACAACGGCAGAGGAAGUCCUCUGGGCUUUUAUCACGUGCAGAAUAUUGCAGUGGAGGUCACCGAAUCAUUCGUGGACUAUAUCAAAACCAAGCCGAUAGUAUUUGAAGUCUUUGGGCAUUAUCAGCAGCACCCGCUUCAUCUGCAAGGACAGGACCUUAACAGCCCGCCUCAGCCAUCUCGACGCUUCUUCCCUCCGCCCAUGCCGCUCUCCAAGCCAGUUCCAGCUACCAAGUUAAACACCAUGAGCAAAACCAGCCUUGGCCAGAGCAUGAGCAAGUACGAUCUUCUGGUUUGGUUUGAGAUCAGUGAACUGGAGCCUACAGGAGAGUACAUCCCAGCCGUGGUUGACCACACAGCAGGCUUGCCCUGCCAGGGGACAUUUUUGCUUCACCAGGGCAUCCAGCGAAGGAUCACGGUGACCAUUAUCCAUGAGAAGGGGAGUGAGCUCCAUUGGAAGGAUGUUCGUGAGCUGGUGGUAGGCCGGAUCAGGAACAAGGCUGAAGUGGAUGAGGCUGCGGUCGAUGCUAUCCUCUCCCUAAAUAUUAUCUCUGCCAAGUACCUGAAGUCCUCCCACAACUCCAGCAGGACCUUCUACCGUUUCGAGGCCGUGUGGGACAGCUCCCUCCAUAACUCUCUCCUUCUGAACCGAGUGACACCCUAUGGGGAAAAGAUCUACAUGACCUUGUCAGCAUACCUAGAGCUGGAUCAUUGCAUCCAGCCGGCGGUCAUCACCAAAGAUGUGUGCAUGGUCUUCUACUCCCGGGACGCCAAGAUCUCGCCACCACGCUCUCUGCGCAGCCUCUUUGGCAGCGGCUACUCGAAGUCACCGGACUCCAAUCGUGUCACUGGAAUUUACGAGCUCAGUCUAUGCAAAAUGGCAGACACGGGCAGUCCAGGCAUGCAAAGAAGGAGAAGAAAAAUCUUGGAUACGUCAGUGGCCUAUGUGCGGGGAGAAGAGAACUUAGCAGGCUGGCGGCCCCGCGGGGACAGCCUCAUCCUUGAGCACCAGUGGGAGUUGGAGAAGCUGGAGCUCCUUCACGAGGUGGAGAAAACUCGCCACUUCCUGCUGCUGCGCGAGAGACUUGGUGACAGCAUCCCCAAAUCCCUGAGUGACUCACUGUCCCCCAGCCUCAGCAGUGGGACCCUCAGCACCUCCACCAGCAUCUCCUCUCAGAUCUCUACCACCACCUUUGAAAGUGCCGUCACCCCCAGCGAGAGCAGCGGCUACGACUCCACGGACAUCGAAAGCCUGGUGGAUCGAGAGAAGGAGCUGGCUACCAAGUGCCUGCAACUUCUCACGCACACUUUCAACCGGGAAUUCAGCCAGCUGCAUGGCAGCAUCAGUGACUGUAAGCUGUCUGAUAUCUCUCCUAUCGGACGGGAUCCGUCCGUGUCCAGCUUCAGCAGCGCCACCCUCACUCCCUCCUCCACCUGCCCUUCUCUGGUAGAAGCUCGGAGCAACUCUCAGGAGCAGAAGACCCCAGAAGCCAAUUCCCGGGCCUCCAGUCCCUGCCCAGAAUUUGAACAGUUUCAGAUUGUCCCAACUGUGGAAACACCCUAUUUGGCCCGUGCAGGAAAAAAUGAAUUUCUCAAUCUUGUUCCAGAUAUUGAAGAAAUUAGACCAGGCUCAGUGGUCUCUAAGAAAGGAUACCUGCAUUUCAAGGAACCGCUUUAUAGCAACUGGGCUAAACAUUUCGUCGUGGUCCGUCGCCCUUAUGUCUUCAUCUAUAACAGCGACAAAGACCCAGUGGAGCGUGGCAUCAUUAACCUGUCCACAGCACAGGUGGAAUACAGUGAGGACCAGCAGGCCAUGGUGAAGACACCUAACAUCUUUGCUGUAUGCACGAAGCAUCGUGGGGUCCUUCUACAGGCUCUCAAUGACAAAGACAUGAACGACUGGUUGUAUGCCUUUAACCCACUGCUUGCUGGCACGAUACGGUCGAAACUGUCCCGCAGGUGCCCGAGCGAACCGAAGUACUGAGUGACUCUGCCGAGCGCCCUCACUCGCCUUCGAGAGAUAAAGUCAGUGUCGCCCCUCACUUCUCUCUGUGAUUCUUGACGGCCCCUCUCGUGUGUAAGCCUGUGGCGUAACUGCUCUCCCUCCUGUCAACACUCUUUCUCGCUCUUCUGGUCCCCGUCUCCGUUGCUCUGUAUCCUUCUUUUUUCUUGUGCUGAGAAUCGUGGUAAUAGCACGUGGCCUAACAAAAGGGAGAAAAACAAAUGAACAAACACAAACGACCCAGGGGGGCUCCGGUGAAUCUCCAAAUUAUUUUUUCGUGACUUUUGGCUUCCUUUUGUAUGAUGGGUCCCCAUAUGACCACCUGUGAUGUCUGUACUGCUGUCUUUGGAUAUCUUGGCCUGUUUUUUAAGACAACAUAAUACCUUUUUUUCUUUUCUCUAUUUGUGAUAAUCACUUUAAUUUUGGGGGGUGGCUUCAGAGACUAAGGGAGGAAACAUCUGGCAUUUUUUUAAACCUAAAAGGAAAAAACUUACCUUUUCCCCUUCCCUCUCCUUUUGCCGUUGCUAAUCCCUGCAUUUUCCAUUCAGGGAAAAGGUUGUAGUGAGCUUGGAAAUGGCACAGGUGUGUUCUCUGAAAUUGGAGCUUCGUUAGAAUGUAGCUGUGCGGUUUUCUUUUAGUGGAAGAGAGAAGGGAGGACUUUGUAGCAGGCCUGGAACAGCGGGAAGGGAAAAGCCAAGGUUAUUGCCAGCACGGUUGAGAGGACCGUGGGAUCUGGCAACAGCUCAUGAAGGCGGACGGACAGUAGGAUGAGAGCAGUUCCUCAGAGCAGGAUUCCUGUGAACUGUUUUUCUCUCAGAAUUUCUCAUUUCUCUUCUUGGCAUUAGUGCUGGUGGUACAGUUUGGAAUUAGUGCAGCGUCAUACACCAAUGAUCCACAAGGGGGGAGCGACUCACCUUCUGGGGGUCACUGUUACCAUCAUAAGUAUGGUGACGCCGAGCAGUGACCUUGUGAUCCUUGUAGCUCCCUUUGAUCGAACAAGCGUAACUUCAAGUGUAGAUGCGAAGCCUCCCUCUGACUCCUGGGCAUUUUCAAUGAUCCUUGUCAAGUGGAAAAUACUUUCAGUAAUGCUUCUCCCCCCUGUAAUCAUAAAUACGCAGACAUGGCAGGCUUUGCCUUCUGGAUCCCAGGAUUAAAACCACUCCCUUCCCACCACUAAAACAAAACAAGAGGACAUCCGGGGGCAGAGAGGAGGUGCGCCUGAGCCACGGCCCCAGUGGUUGGCGCUGCGUCCGCCUGGCCUCUCCUCCUUGGUCAUCUUUGUCGGAUGUGGAAGUAUUGCCGGAGGAGGGAGGAGGAAGCUCGCUGCUGCCCAUCUCCUUCCCUGACGGAUCAGGGUCGUCUGCAUCCAGAAGCCAUCAUGGAAGAAGAUAGAUACUCUUUCUCUUUCAGCUGCCAGUUGAAGUCACGUUUUCUGGGAACGAGCUGGGGAAUAGACGGCCUCCGGGUUACUCCAGCUGCUUUGCCGGUUGACCUGGGGUGUUCUGUACUAUCCUUUUUACCUCCCUCACACAAAGCUCUGACCACCCCUCGGGCGCUCAGGAAAGUAGCUGCCCUCUCCCACCUUGUGGAGACUGAGGGCCCCCAGCCGUGAAGUUGCCGACUCUGUGGGGUCCGGCCGACUGUCUGCGUCAGGCGGGACGGGGGCAGGGGCUGGCGCACGGUUGGUGCUGUGGACGAGAGCCGGGCAGCACGCCGGCCACAGACCCUUGCUUCUGACUUCCCGGUUGGGCUCGUCUCUGAGAACAGGUCUCCCGGCUUCGGUACAAUUGCCUGGCCAAGGGGAGGAAAAGUGAAUCGUGGUGAGCUUAAAAGAAAGGAUAGAAAUCACAGGCGGUGACCUUAGCUGAAAAGUGAUCAAUAAAAACUCUACAGUAGAUUUUUAACUUUUUUCCUCUCCUUAAACAUAGGUCAUUAACUGUGAUGUUACUUGUUUUCUAAGCGGUGUGUGAGAUUUUUAAUGUAGUUAGAGGUUCCUUCAUCGUCUAAUGGGCACGGUAUGCCCUUCUGGUGUAUACUCAAAUCCAGGACCUGUCGGUGCUUAGAGACAGCUUCUGGACUGGAAUGAAAUCCAGUUGCAGGGAAAUGAAGAUGAAAUUGGAAGAUGGCUUUUAGUGAAGUCACAGGUGCCACUGCUGUUUGUCACAGAGUCUGACAGAGGGCCCUGGAUCUGUGACAGAGGGAGGUGGGGAGGGCUGAGGGAGAGUAAAAUCAUGUGACAAACUGAAAUGACGUUUGGUUUUUCUUCUAACUCAAACAAAACUGGCUUGGAAAGUCUUUGCUUUGGAGGUGUCGGGUAUUAAGACAGGUAGGACCGGACCGUUCAUAACACCCCCCGGGUAAGAGGGCCUCCUGAGGAGCAGGACGUGUGAGGCCCGAAGGGUGUCAGGCAGGUGUCCUUCCCUCCAUCUGAGGACAGCCCUUAUUGGUGGCCCCUCUUCUUCCAGCGGCCCAUUUUCAGACUGGAGUUGCAACAGUUUCGGGAUUAAUGUUCUCUUUCUGGGUAGGUCCAUCCCUACUGUGAAGCUGAGAGAGCAUUUAUGGCAGGAACUACUUACGAGGCUUUAGCUGAAGCCACGGUGGCAGGAAAGUUGAUACUUAAGAUGAUAUUAAUAUUAGUAUUUAAGGAAACUACCUUUUAAGUAAGGGGUUUCUUUUGUGGGUUUUUUUCCCUAAAGCAUUCUUUUAAACAAGCAAAAAAAAAAACAACAAAAACCAACCAAAAACAAAAACAGAAAGAAAAAGCUCUUAUGCAAAUUAAGGAGAAAUGAGUUCCAGUUAGAAGUAAUCCUCUCUUCCCCUCCUUCCCCACCCUCCUUUCUCCUGCCAAAGCAAAAUUCGGCCUCACAGCCCACACCAAGCUGGGACCCACAGCCUCCUCCCCUCUGUGCCUGCCUGGGGGUCAGCCAGCUCUCGGGCCAGGCCGUGCAGGGCCAGCCAGCCGUGCACACAGCCAGGGGCGUGGGGAAGGGCCGCUGCUGGCAGCUUGGGUGGUGGGCGCCCAGAUCCCAGCACGUCGUACAGUGCUCGAGCGCUCACUGUGAGGGGAAGGGAAGCGAAUCCCACCCCCCACCCCCCACUAAACGACCACUAUUGUUUUACUUUUCUUUUCCCUUCAGCUGCAUAGAACUUAAGCAACUACUCAUGUUUUUGAUGGAUUUCUUUUUUCAGCUCUUUUAUGAUGAAGGGAUAAGGUAAGAUCAUUGUGCAAGGGCUUUAUGGCUCUAAAAUUAAAAUGACUUCUCCUGGCACAUAUUCCAAAGCAAAGACUUUGUUGCCUGCUGCUUGUUCUAAUUUACAGGGAUAUUUAAUUUUGUAAGGUAUAUGUAUAUUUAUAGUGCUGUAAUUAAUUGCACAUUGGACUGGAAAAGAGCGGAUGACCCAGGGUGUGGCAGCUAUCGGUACUCUCCGUUUCCUCGUGCUGUGUUCCACACGGGUCUCCAGGACGGGAUCAGGGCUCGCUCAUUUGUCUAUUGGACUCGGGUCCUUCGUUUUUGCUUUGGGUUCCCUUAUUAAAAUGUGAUUGUUAACCUGCUCCUUAAAAGGAAAACACUAAUUCUGCUGCUGCUCGUGGAAGGUUUGCUGAAUGUAUUUUAAACAGGACUCUGGCCCGUACACACUGCAGCUGUCCACUGUGGCCAAUGAUGAUACACCCACGUGUGUGGCCAGACCUUUACUGUAUGUAGCAGGAACGUAUUGAUUUGUGCUUCCUUAGCAAAUUGAAAUGUCAGCUGAGAGAUUAUCUGCUGCUGUUGUUCAAAAGGCCAUUUAUGAAAGUCGUAUUUGAACCCCAUGAAACCUUAGGAAAGCUUGUGAUCAUUUAAUGGAAAGAAUGAGAAUUGACCCAAAUUUCAUGUUAAAAGCUGUGCUCAGAAGGUCCGAGCUGAGGUUGGUCUCCUCCCAAACCCUGGCUGUUGUGUGUCGUCUCCGUGUGUCCGAGUUCCCUUUUUUCAGGCUGCACAUUCUGGCAUCUGUUCACCCGAGGAGUCCAUCGGCCUGCUCGCGUGCAAGGCGCCACCUAUCGGGGUCUCUCCUCGCCAUCCUCGUGCGCUGCAACAGAACCCAUGGAGCAUACGUGGCCUUUUUGAACCAAGACUUUGCAAACUGAUCUCUCCCCAGUAAGGAGUUGAGCACAUUAGCAACAAUGUACAUUAUUAAUUUCAGAUUUUCAUUUUCAUGUUUUAUUAUGUAAAUAUGAUCUGAUGUUUGGAGCUUGAGUAUACAGAAUGUAAAUAUAGUUCUUGUAUUUGUACUAAUUCUCGUUCUUUUGCUGUAUAGCCUUAGAUGUGCAAUGCAGACAUUAUCUAACUGUGUAUGGUAACCUUGCAUCACGGAACUAUUAGUGAACGAGGUAAAAAUAAUAAAGGUACAACCAGUGCAU